Mucor mucedo is the source of this 1283-nucleotide messenger RNA. Its product is annotated as WD40-repeat-containing domain protein. NCBI's taxonomy places the organism in Eukaryota, Fungi, Mucoromycota, Mucoromycetes, Mucorales, Mucoraceae. The coding region runs from base 127 to 1161 and encodes 344 amino acids. The record is from RefSeq and is a predicted model, not a curated record. The transcript is spliced from 2 exons. Gene Ontology annotation, molecular function: protein binding. Gene Ontology annotation, cellular component: cytosolic [4Fe-4S] assembly targeting complex. Gene Ontology annotation, biological process: iron-sulfur cluster assembly.
CACACAUUGCAUAAUUCUCCCCCCACCAACACACACACACCGGGUGGCUUAUCAUCUCUUCAUACCUAAAACCAUCUUUUUUUUAGAUUUAUUUUUAUUGCUUCUUUAUCCUUAUCUGACAUUAUUAUGCCUCAUUUAGAACUAUUAGCCACUCUUGAAGGUCAUCAGGAUCGCGUUUGGCAAGCAUCUUGGCACCCCACAAAGACUUUAUUAGCCACUUGUUCCGGUGACAAGACUGUGCGUUUAUGGAAACCUGCAACACACAACAACUUCACUGAAUGGCACUGUGUAGAGACAUUAGAAGGCGCUCAUAAAAGAACCAUUCGUAGUGUUGCUUGGUCCCCAACCGGUAACGAAUUAGCAACUGCCAGUUUUGACGCAACAACAGGCAUUUGGGAAAACGACCCUCGAGAUAACGAUUGGGAGUGUGUAGCUACUUUGGAAGGCCAUGAAAACGAAAUCAAGUCAGUCUCAUGGUCUUCUACUGGUGCACUUUUAGCCACUUGUUCUAGAGAUAAAAGCGUUUGGAUUUGGGAAGUCGAGUCGGAUAAUGAUUUUGAAUGUCUUAGUGUGUUACAGGAACAUACACAAGAUGUCAAGAUGGUAGCAUGGCACCCAAAGUUAGAAAUAUUAGCAUCUGCUAGUUAUGAUGAUACAAUCAAGAUUUGGAAGGAAGAUGAUGAUGAUUGGUAUUGUGCAGAUACAUUAGAAGGGCAUACAUCCACUGUGUGGUCUUUGGAUUUUGAUGCUGAAGGUGAACAAUUAGUCUCCGCUUCAGAUGAUAAGACAUUACGUAUCUGGAAAAUGUAUAAACCAGAUAAUGAACAAGGUGUGAUCACACAUAACGGCGAACCUACAUGGAAGACAAUCUGUACAUUAUCUGGCUAUCAUGACAGAUGUAUUUAUUCAGUAUCAUGGUCCAAGGUCAAUGGAUGCAUCGCUAGUGUGAGUGGAGAUAAUAGCAUCCGUAUAUUCGAAAAGGAUUCAGACACAACAGACCCAGAUUCACCCAACUAUAAGAACACAAGCACAACAAAGGAUGCACAUGGUGUCUACGAUAUUAACGGUGUGUCAUGGUAUCCCAAUGAAACACACGGUGAUUGGUUAUCCACUGUAGGCGAUGAUGGCUUAGUGCGUAUUUGGAGAUGGGUCAAAGAUUAAUGGUUUAUUAUUUGAGUCCAUAACUCAUUCAACCAACCCGAUAUUUCAUUAACCUGCUUGAUCACCCUUUCCUUUUCUCUCUCGGAUCCUUUAAACUUGUUUAUAUAUCUUGUAAUAAAUUU